Molecule: messenger RNA, 2925 nt
Organism: Sorghum bicolor (sorghum)
Lineage: Eukaryota; Viridiplantae; Streptophyta; Magnoliopsida; Poales; Poaceae
Product: brassinosteroid LRR receptor kinase BRI1
Exons: 3
Coding region: 20-2785 (921 amino acids)
Biological process (GO): protein phosphorylation
Molecular function (GO): protein binding; protein kinase activity; ATP binding
Source: RefSeq, a predicted model, not a curated record
AGUGUCCCUCACCGGUGUCAUGCUCAACGCAGAUUUUAGUGCUGUGGCAAGUACCCUGCUUCAGCUAAGCAGCGUGGAGUCGGUAACAGUCCGUAACGCCAACAUUUCUGGCAUGUUCUCGGCGCUGCGGGGAGUGGAUUGCGGGGAGAAAUUGUCUUUUUUGGACCUCUCCGGGAAUCAUAUCUCUGGGGAAGUUCCAGCAUUCAUCAAUUGCUCCAGAUUGGAGUACCUUGAUCUCUCUGGCAACCUCAUAUCUGGCAGCGUGGCAGUAGGAGUCCUGUCCGGUUGCAGCAGCCUGACCUCGCUCAACCUUUCAGGAAACCAUCUUGUUGGUGCGUUCCCAGCAGAUAUCUCACACCUCGAAUCACUUACUACCCUCAAUCUAUCAAACAACAAUUUCUCAGGCGAGAUUCCAGGAAAUGCUUUUCUUCAUCUACCUAAGCUCAGGACACUUAACCUCUCCUUCAACUACUUCGAUGGCUCCAUUCCAGAAGUGGUCACCAUGCUUCCGGAGCUUGAGAUACUCGACCUCAGCUCCAACUUGCUCUCUGGCAUCAUCCCAGGUACCCUCUGUUCCACAAACACUAGCAGCAAGUUGCAAGUUCUUUACCUGCAGAACAACUACCUCACUGGUGGCAUCUCAGAGGCCAUCUCCAGCUGCACUGGUCUUGUUUCACUUGACCUCAGUCUUAACUAUAUCAAUGGGACUAUUCCCUCAUCCCUUGGCAUGCUCCCGGGCCUCCGUGAUCUGGUCUUGUGGCAGAACGCCCUGGAUGGAGAGAUACCCGCCUCUCUGUCCAGAAUGCUUUCACUUGAAUAUCUUAUUCUUGACUACAAUGCUCUUGUUGGAAGCAUCCCUUCAGGUCUGGCAAACUGCACAGAGCUAAAGUGGAUGUCACUUGCCAGCAACCGGCUUUCCGGUCCACUACCUACCUGGCUCGGCCAACUCGUCAACCUUCAAGUCUUGCGGCUGGGAAAUAACUCCUUCACUGGCCCGAUACCGCCGGAGCUGGGUGACUGCAGGAGUCUGUUAUGGCUGGACCUGAGUGGUAACCAGCUGAAAGGGCAUAUACCAUCUGAGCUUGCAAAGCAGUCUAGGACGAUGGCACCCAUCACUUCUUCCACAAGAAAGUUCGCAUACCUUCGCAAUGGCGAACAAAGGAAUACCUAUCAAUGCCGUGGCAAAGGAAGUUUGGUUGAUAUCACAGGCAUUCGACAAAGCGAUUUGAGUCGGAUGCCAAGUAAGAAAGCCUGCAGCUUCACAAGAGUGUACUUAGUCAGUACUUCUAAUAUCAACUGCUUUUCAUUCAGAUUUCUGGAUUUGUCGUUUAAUCAGCUUGACUCAGAGAUCCCAAAGGACCUUGGGAGCAUGAAUUGCCUCAUGAUCAUGAACCUUGGAUACAAUCGUCUAUCAGGUGUGAUCCCCGCUGCGCUUGCUGGCGCCAAGUUACUCCAAAUACUCGACCUUUCUCACAACUUGCUGGAGGGGCAAAUACCCAGCUCAUUCUCGACAAUGUCGCUAACAGAGGUUGAUUUAUCGAAUAACAGGCUGAGCGGGAUGGUUCCAGAACUUGGGUCGCUUGCCACAUUCCCUGCAAGUCAGUUUGAGAACAACUCUGGCUUGUGUGGGUUUCCACUCCCACUGUGCAAGCAGAGUGUUGCCAAUACCCAGCAGUCGAAAUCACACAAGAGGCAGGCAAUCCUUACUGCUGGCGCCAUGGCAGUGUUUUCUGUCUCGCUGUUCGUUUGUGUCGCAGCACUGUUGAUAUGCCUAUGUCAAAGGAAGAAAUCCAAGAUACAUAAUAAAGCAAAUGAAGCUUUAAGAUUACAGGGGAAUUUAUUUUCUAUCUGGAACUUCGAUGGUGGAGAUGUCUACAAGCAGAUUGUGGAAGCAACAGAGAACUUUGAUGAAAAAUAUUGCAUUGGAAGAGGAGGUCAUGGGUCUGUCUAUGAAGCUACACUGCAAACAGGAGAAACUUUUGCGGUAAAGAAGAUGCGCAAAACAGAGGAUGAAAGCAUGAAAAACGAGGAACAGUUCAGCCGUGAAAUAGUGGCCUUGCUGCAGAUACGACACCGGAACAUUGUGAAGCUCUAUGGAUAUUGCCGCACUGAUCAAGAUAAGUUUCUUGUAUACGAAUAUAUGGAGAGAGGAAGCUUGUCAACUAUUCUCAUGGCCAAUGCAAGUGCUGUUGAGCUGGAUUGGAAUAAGAGGCUAGAUAUCGCUAAGGAUGUGGCUAAUGCUCUCUAUUACUUGCACCAUGAUUGUUCAACUCCAAUAGUCCACCGAGAUAUAACAUGCAAUAACAUUUUGGUUGAUAUGGAGUUCAGGGCCUGCGUAUCCGACUUUGGCUUAGCUAAAAUAUUGAACUUUGAUGCAUCAAGUUGUACAAGGAUUGCUGGAACAACUGGGUAUCUUGCACCAGAGCUUGCAUACAUGACGAGGGUGACGGAGAAAUGCGACGUCUACAGCUUCGGCGUGGUGGUUCUUGAGCUGUUCAUGGGAUCCCAUCCCAGUGAUCUUCUUUCCGAUCUCAUCUGCACAGACAAGAAAAGCACAUCGCUGGAGGAUCUGUUGGACACCCGGCUCCCGCUCCCUGAACCUGAGGCCGCAAGAGAAAUCUUUGUGUUCCUCACGCUGGCUCUCCAGUGCUUGGAUCCCAAUCCAGCGAACCGCCCGACAAUGCGGUCCGCAAUCAAGAAGCUCUCUGCAGAGCCGAUAACCGAUGAUGUUGAUUACCUUCGUGCUGACCUCAUGGGCAUGGAUACUCCAACCCAUGUGCAUUGAUGCACUUGAGAAAGAGCAAGGUUAUGUAGCUGGGUUUGAGAUUCAGCGAUGGGGUUUCGCUCUUCCAUGGUCAGCUUGGUUAUUUUCCUUUCCUGCACAUUGGUGUAUGUAUGAUGUGCUGUGAGGUGACAUGCUGUGUA